Funneliformis geosporum is the source of this 372-nucleotide messenger RNA. Lineage: Eukaryota; Fungi; Glomeromycota; Glomeromycetes; Glomerales; Glomeraceae. The record is from the annotation of a GenBank genome assembly.
AUGGCAACAAAAAUUCCUACAGAGAUUAUAAUCGAAAUUUGCCUUCACCUAACCCCAAAUGAUCUUUAUUCACUUUCCUUGAUAUGUAAAAAGUAUCGAUCAUUAUUAUGGUCAACAACUACGACAACUCAAGAUAUUUGGCGUUUAUCAAGAUUAAGUUUCGUACCGAAUUUGACCCUUCCACCUCCAUUAUUACAUACUAAUAAUAAAGAACCUCUUAAAAGGAUGAGCGAACAACAAUAUAUUUGGUUGAUGAUUUUAUGUGAAAAAUGUUACUUUUGUGAUCAAAAAAAUAAAAUGGAAUUAACCAUGUACUGGGAAGGAAAAUUUUAUAGUUGUGAGAAAUGUUUGGCGAAAAAGGUUAUAAGGUAA